This is a messenger RNA of Gamsiella multidivaricata, 2166 nucleotides long. RefSeq lists its product as uncharacterized. Bases 106 to 1824 code for a protein of 572 amino acids. The transcript is spliced from 2 exons. Lineage: Eukaryota; Fungi; Mortierellomycota; Mortierellomycetes; Mortierellales; Mortierellaceae. The record is from RefSeq and is a predicted model, not a curated record.
UUUUUAUUUUUAUUUUGAUAUCUCCAAUCUAACUGACACACGACUAUCAAAUAGGCUCUUUUUCAGCUCACUCCGGACGAUGAGGAUGUUAGGGCGUUUUACAACAUGCUGGACACACCAGAGCCGUUGAAAAUGUUUGGAAAAGCUAGUAAUUCAGGACUGGGACCAUCCUUUGGUUCAGGCGAUAACAGUCUUUCUGCCUCUGGCUUGAGAGCAAAAUCGACCUUAGACAGAUUUCAGCAGCUCAAGUUGAGCAACGCCAACUUGUCAGAAUCAAUGUCAACGAGCCAGCUUCUCGCAAAAGAACAACAGACGAACAGCUCAUUACCCCUGGCUGUAACGACUGGACACUCAUCCCGCCGAUCAAAUUUGAGUGACGUGGGACCUGGUAGCCCAACCGGACCUUCAGGUGUAAGCAGGCACUCACAAUCGUUCACUCAUCAGCCCCCAACACCUUCACCGCUGCACACUGAAAUCCCAGUACAUCCGCCAAAGUCAUCUGGUCGAUUUGAAAGCCAGCCAAUUCAAGCAUAUUCUACUACCAGACAAGGAGCCACGGGGAACACACCAACAAAACGACACUCCUGGUUGGGCAGCGGGAGCGGUGGCAGUAGCAGCAGCUAUAGCGGAAUGCAUCAUGAGCUUGCUCGGAAAAACAUGGGCAACAUGGCUUUUCGACAUGGCAGUUUGGACCAAGGAAAGGAUAUUUUGGGCAUGGAGGAAGCCAUGGGCCGAAUGGGCGUGGCAGCACCGGAUGAUAUUGCAUAUGGGUCGUUUCCUGAGGAUUUGCACCAUCAGCACUCCCUCUACUCGGCACCUUUGAACACAGGACGCGAAAAGAAGGGCGACGCCAUAGACAACUCUCCUACAGCUGGGGUACCAUUUGGACCUGACCCAAGACCUAUUCCUUCCCUCGCAAGUGGUGAGACGUCGACUAGUCGACCAGGACGACUCUUACGACUGGGCAGCGGAUCGGGCUUUGCAUUGCCUAGGCUCAGGACACGGGCGGCUGAUGACAACGAAUCUUUGAACGAGAUGAACUCUGCGGACAGUAGCAGUGCUCGAGGCAAUAAGGGCAGGAGUCGCGGUCGUGGCGAAGAUGACGAGGAAGAUGAGGACGACGAGGACGCGAGAGGUGCUCGCUCUGGACGCGAACGUGACGACAAGCACGAAGCCAACACCAGUAUCAACGAUGAUGACGAUAUGCUGUUCAUCAUGAGUGAACUGAGUCCUGCAUCAACAUUUGGACAGGACCCUAGCCUGACUGCGGUAGGCUCUACAGGCGUCAUCCUUGGCGGGGCUCACGAUCGAGGGAUGCUGCCUUUGACUGGAGCGAUACUGAAUCUGCGCUCUCAGCCGCAGUCGCCAUCAUUUGAUCCGCAUCAUGGCAAUAGUGGUAGUGGGGGUACCGCUGCAGGAUCGUCAUCCGUAUCGCCUCACUUGCGGCUCUUUGGACGAGGUGGCAAUGGAAACAAUCUUGGAGCAGAACACAGUAAUAACAAUAGCCGGUCCAACAGUGCCGCGCAUAGUCGAGUUGGGUCGAGCAGUGGAAGCAAUACCAAUGUUCAAAACAGUAUCGAGAAUCUUGGCUUACUCCGCCGACCUGGAUCUGGAUCAGGGUUCGUUGACGAAUAUAACUUGCCCUCUGCUUCAUCGACACCCCCACCGUUUGCGACGGUCACAGGAGCUGGGGCCUUUGACGCCAUGUUAGAGGGUCGUCGGAUGAGUCGAGGCGGCAGCGACCGGGGCAUCGGCAGCGGGGCUAACAGCGGUCACAAUAGCUUUCACUCUGACUCUCGCGGCGGACGUAUUGAGGGAUGGUAAAGCUUCCUUUACGCUCUCCUUUUGCCAAUGGACAUUUGUUUUUGCGCCGGUCAGGCAUUCAUGUACAUAAAACGGCUAAUAACACCACGCAGCCAAAUAAAAUAAGAACCCAUUGAUGGUGCAGUCGAGCUUGAGGCCUCUAGUCCUGGUGACGAAAAUCAGGAACGGAACGUAGAUCGUGAAUCAUUUUGCCCGUCUUCCAAUUAUGGUUUGGCCGUUUGGUGAGCACACAUCGUGCGGCAGCCAUUGCAUCUGGCAUCUCUUCUUCAUUCCACCUUUCGAAGUACGAUCGGCAUGCGAGCUGUUCUUCAAAGAGUCCUCCAGGCUAGCGUCGAGGGUGAG